AUGUCAUCUCCAGCCGGGCUGCAGUUCUCCCAGGCAGACUUCCUGGCCCGGUGGCUGCCGAGCAGCACCAGAGCCGGGGUGAUCCUCAACUCGUCCCCGGAUCUGGCUGGAUCCUUGCGAGCCGCCUCCGCCUCGGGAUCCCCGCCGCUGCAGCUCGACGAGUCCUUCAUCUCCGACUUCGCCCCUCUGCCAGCCUCUGCAGACAGCAGCUGCCUGGAUGUGGAUGGGCCUGGACGGGUUCCCGAGCCUGAUGUUCCGGAGGACAGCUCGGAUCCUGCAGCAGCUAGAGAUGAGCUCCAUACUCUGGCUGAAGUUAGAAGCAGAACAGAGGAGCUAGCUCUGACUGUGAAGCUAGAACAGUUACGAAAAUGGCAGCAGCACAUGCAUGAGCAACUAAAAGGCCAUCAGUUGGAGGAGCAGCUGCACCUGCAGGAGGAGCAUCUGAGGCUGUUGGGAAUUAUGAAUGGAUCCCAAAUUUGCACAAAAGAGAGUUCUGAGUCCUCAGGAACACAGAGGGAUGAGAACUGCAGUGAGAUCACACACGGGACCCUUCUGCAGGGACACCAGCUCUCAGCAGCAGGAAGACGGGAGCGACUGCUCAGACGUCAAGAUUAUCAUGAAGACGAGCAAGACGCGAUGCAGGACUGCACAGAUGGUCAGGAGGAGGGAUCUGAAACGGAGUGUUUUAUAAAACAGUGUAAAGGAGCAGUGAGAAGUGAGAACAACACAAAACAUGAAGAUGACGUGUUUAACGACAGACCGAUAAGGCCGGGUGUUGGGGGUCAGAAGCAGACGUUUGAGGAGCUGCUGGAGGAGCAGCUCAGACUGGAGGAACAGAGGCAACAAGUGAGAGCGGCCGUACCACACAGAGCUGAAGCCCCGCCCAAGAGGCCAUUUCUGAAGCGAGGCGCGGGACUUUCUAGAUUUACCAACAAAGUUUCUUCUCAGACAGUGGAGGUGAAGAAAGACUAUACGCUACAACCCCAAGGCAGAGUGCACCCUCGCAGCGACUCGGCGCCUGUUUUUAUAGGGAAAAGUAGUUCCAGUGGAGCCUGGCAGCUUCCUGUUCAGCGUAAAACUGCAGUACUCAACAAAGAAAACCGACAGAGGGGACGUGGUUUGCCACCUCACAACGUCAAAGCAGAGAGCAAGGUGGCACGGACAAAAGUCUUAGGAGGUCACCAAAAAGAAAACGCAGCACUAGAUUCGAUUCAAACAGAACCAGAGCCCAGACGACACGAGCAUGAAACGGGCCAAGUCAAGGAGCAGAAUAAGGUGGUGUCGCUUCAGGCAGUGAAGAACUGGAGUCCAAGCAUGCAGCAGAAGGUGAACCCUUUAGGAAGCCAGAGAAAAGCUGCUGAAGAGAAGAGCUCUAGUUCAGAAGUGGAGGUAAGGACAGGGUCAGAGGAGAGGACUGGACCUUCCCCGGAUUCCUUGGAGUUAUCGUUCCAGGAGAAGCUCCAGCGCUGGGAGUGUGACCGGCAGAUGGAAAGCAUGGAGCUGGGGGAGUUUGAGCUGCUGGAGCAAGCUGCAGAGGAGUUGUCCUUCUCAUCCACCUCCUCUUUUGUCAUGAAGGUUCUUCACAUGGACCAGCAGAAGCGUCAGGCUGCUGCCGGGCUCCACAAGAGACGCCUCUCCUCCACCCCCAUUAAAUCGCCUUCAGCGGGUGAAGCUCACAAGUACAGUGGUGUUCAGCACAGAGAUGUUUUAGUGUGUCCAAGUGUUUCUGGGGGGGAGAUGAGAAUGAAUACACUCGAAGGCAAAGUGAGCGCUGACGAUGAUGAAGGUCAGGGCAGUGAGGAAGAAGACAAACACAAGAUCUCUGACAUCUCCAGCUGUGGCUCUGAAUUUGGAGAUGAAGUUGUGUCUAAAGGAGCUUCUGGCUUUCCAACAGUGUCUGACCCUCCAUAUGACAAGAGGUCCUAUCAGGAUGAGGAUAGCUUUGGGGAUUCAGAGUCGGAUGUUGCACACGAGGAAGACGCAGAGCGUGGAGGUGUCCUCGACGAUGCUGAAGACUCCACGCUCAUAGAGGACAGAGACGGCCAGCAGGGUAGGGUUGUGUUUGACGAUGACAACACAUGGAAUGACCUGGACGACACUGCUGUGGGUAAAACCAGCGAGCGUAGAGAGUUCAGACCAGUUUCCAAGCUGACACUCUGUGAAGCUGCACGGCCCGAGAUGACUCUGUUAAGAAAAAUAGCAACAGGCAAAGCUGUGGAGCCUGAUCAAGUCCCAGAACCUGAUCCUCCACCUGCCUCCCAACUCAUGACCAGGUUGUUCCCCUCACUAAAGCCAAAAGCCCAGAAUGCACCUGUUCCCCCUCCUGCUGUCUCUGAGUUGAAGCCAAAAGGUGACACAGCCCAGCAGGUCCAGUCCAUGCAGCUCAGAGAGAGACUGGUUGAGCUGGAGAUCGAGAUCGAGAGCUUUAAGAAAGAGAACGCUGCACUCGUCAGACUCCGACAAGAGAAGGAGAAAAAACUGGAAGAUCUCAGGAAAGAGCGUUUGGAGUUUGAGCAGAAGGCAGCGGAGGAGUUGAUCAAGUUCGAGGAGUACAAGAAGGAGGAAAACAGGAAGUUGCAGAAGGAGCGCAAACUGUUUGAGAAACACGCCUCAGCUGCCAGAGCCAUGCCUGACAAGAAGGAACGGGAGGAGAUCCAGGUCGGCAAAACGAAAACCUUUCACUGUGUCUGCUGGUGCUGUCUGGUAGAUGUUAAAUGA
Molecule: messenger RNA, 2718 nt
Organism: Nematolebias whitei (Rio pearlfish)
Lineage: Eukaryota; Metazoa; Chordata; Actinopteri; Cyprinodontiformes; Rivulidae
Product: centromere protein J
Exons: 9
Coding region: 1-2718 (905 amino acids)
Biological process (GO): centriole elongation; cilium assembly
Cellular component (GO): centriole; nucleus; centrosome
Molecular function (GO): tubulin binding
Source: RefSeq, a predicted model, not a curated record